ACUCGGUCAGAGACCCGCCUUCAGAACGGUUUCGAUCGCUGGAGACUGAGGCCGAGUCGAUUUCUACAGAGUGACCUGCUACGAACAAUAAUCCACCGUUGUCAUCAUGGGGCUGUAUCGCGUUGGACCGGUUCUGUUGCUUGCGGUGCUAAUUAGUAGUUUUCAGUUGGCGAUUUGUGAAAGUGAAGUCGAAGAACCCGUAACGAUAGAGUUAUGUACGGACAACUUGCCAGAAUCGAAAGAACUUCUUCCAACGACGACCGAGCCAAUUGUCACAACCUUCGACUCACUUAGUUCUCUCAGUGAUGCGAUCGAAUAUGAAGCAGCCGACGUUAACCGUUUCUUCGAUGCCGUGAAGAAGCAGAUGAAAUGUGGAUAUCCCAAGUUUGGCGUACCAUCGCUGGUUCCGCUCAAUUUGAGCUACAAGCUCAAAACGUCUCUGGAUUUCCUCAACCUUAAAAAGGUUUACAUCAGUGCCACGAACUUUGUGAUACAUGGACUGGAUAACUUCAGCUGGAAGGCAUCUAACACCUCGUUCAGCCGCACCAAAACCAAUUUGAUGCUCAACUUUCCGAAUGUAACGAUCAUCGCCGACACCUCGCUGAAUCGGGCCAACGGAACUUCGCGUCUAUCACUAUAUGACACUCUCGUAUAUCUGGAAGCAAAGUACGAGGAGAAGAACGACUUGCUCUAUGUCACUGAGUUGGAUGGCGAUCUUGCUCUGCGUGCAUCAACCGUCAAAAUAGCGCAUCUGUUCCCAAAGAGUGCCAAGUUGACGAAAAUCUGGAACAAGGCAAUCAGCGAUUCGCUGCCGGUGGUGACCAAACUCAUAACCUCCCGCAAGCUGAAUGUAGACUUCGUAAACCGCAUCCUGAACGGAUCCAAGUACUACGCGAUGAACACCAUCAAUACCGGACUGUUGACGUACCGUAUGAACUUCGACCGGACGGUGGAGAGCAUGAAGCGAUUCUCGGAGAUGACGGAUGAUUCGCUAAUGUGCACUGAAUCGGAACAGGUGGGCAAGUCCAGAGUGUUGUAGAUGACAGAAGACCAGUGAGAUGCUAACUGUAGGAUUAAGUGUUAUUUAUCUUUUGAAUUAUUCGAUAAUAAAUCGUACUGACAAAUAAACAUCAUGUUUGUUGUCGUAGAGAUGCUCAAACUAAGUUUAUUAGAUCGUAUCAGAUGCUAUACGGAGAAAUGCAACAUUCGAGGAAAUGAGAUUCGAAGUAUUGGCGAGCGUGAAAUUGACAUUUAAGAAAUAAUUCCUAAAAACGUUGAUUCUUCAGUCUAAAUACUAAAUUUUCCUGUGCGUCUUUUUGCUAUCAUAUACUUUUUCUGUUGAAGUGUUGAUGUUUUAUCUAAAUCCAAUCCAAAUCCAAUAAAUUGUUCGCUACCUGUA
This is a messenger RNA of Aedes aegypti (yellow fever mosquito), 1399 nucleotides long. RefSeq lists its product as uncharacterized. The record is from RefSeq and is a predicted model, not a curated record. The coding region runs from base 107 to 1039 and encodes 310 amino acids. Lineage: Eukaryota; Metazoa; Arthropoda; Insecta; Diptera; Culicidae. The transcript has 4 exons.